Messenger RNA from Alternaria atra, 747 nucleotides. RefSeq lists its product as uncharacterized. The transcript has 2 exons. NCBI's taxonomy places the organism in Eukaryota, Fungi, Ascomycota, Dothideomycetes, Pleosporales, Pleosporaceae. The record is from RefSeq and is a predicted model, not a curated record. The coding region runs from base 1 to 747 and encodes 248 amino acids.
AUGCCUUAUAUAAGCGAGAUUACCUACUCGGGCGAUGCGACAGUCCAGGCUGUUCUCGGAUACUUUCGAUUCCUGGCAGCUAUGUACCUGGAUGAUUCGGAAAUUCUUGAGCCUCCCGAACAUGAAGAGGUUAUUCAACUCCUCCGACAUCUCCCCUACAUACGCCAGGGUGAGAUUGCCCCUGGGCGCCAGUUUGUGAAUUGGCAUAUGACUCCUGCGGACAAGGAUGGUGAGGAUAUCAGAGAGGCGACAGAGCCUUAUCCGAACGAAGCAACGAUACCACCUCACAUUGUGGGUCUAACGGUCCAUUCCCGGUAUGGUCUGACCUUCGUACUCGACACCGAGCUUGGUGUCAUCUACUGGUACGAGUGUAUGAGUGAAGCCAAAGUCGCGAUUUCAGAUGUUCAAGUCGACCCUUACGGCUGGUUGGACGAUGAUCUAAUUCCUGAAGAUCAGGUCGAAUGGCGGGCCGACAGUGGGAUCUGGGAAAUCGUGGACUUCUUUGAGAUGCUCAAAGCCAAUUUCAAAACGCUGAACUUCGUACCUUUUAAGUCGGAUCGAGUUAGGGCUGCUUGGUAUUGGGACACCGCAGAGGGUAAGAAGGAACUCAAAGAAGUCCAGAAGAUCUACAGAGAUCAUGGGUGGUCUGAUCUAACACGAUACCACAAGGAUGAUUGUCUCGCAGCUAUCGAGGCUAUGUUAAAAGAUCGUGGGCAGGAUUUGGACAUGGGGGGAAAGGAGGAAUGA